Thlaspi arvense is the source of this 1642-nucleotide messenger RNA. NCBI's taxonomy places the organism in Eukaryota, Viridiplantae, Streptophyta, Magnoliopsida, Brassicales, Brassicaceae. The record is from the annotation of a GenBank genome assembly.
CCCAAAUUUUGGUUCUCCGCAAUUAAUUUUAGUUUCCCACAAAUUGUUUUUGUUUCGCACAAAAUUUCUUGGUUUUCAUUCUCCUCCUUUACCCGGUUACUUCUCUUUCCCUUAAACAUUCGAGAACUUUCUUUCUUGCUCUCUUCCUUUCGCCGCCGGCUCGCUUGAUCUCUUCUUGUCGCCAUCAGUUCUCUUUCGCUCUUAUCGGUUCUCUUCCUAUCUUCCUCUCGUCGUUGGUUCCCUUUCUUUCUCUCUUCGUCUAUUCCCCUCGCCGACUCUUAAUCCACAAAUCCUGAUGGCUCCUUCUGGCCGUGGCCGUCGCAACUCAAGCACCGCCGACAACUCUUAGACGGGUCAUGCCAUGCCACCAGGAGCUGUUGGAUCUAGAAACUCAUCUGGUCCUUCCAUGCCACACAAAGCUGUUGGCGCUACAAGUGCUGCAUCUUCAGCUGCUAAUAACAACACUCACAUGACUCUGGAAGCAUUAAUGAAUACUCCUUCCAGAGAACUUCAGUCACACCUCCAUCCAAAGAAACUCAAUGGCGCUUUAUGGUUUGGUAUAGACCCCUCUGUUCACAAGUUUAUCAAAACAACUUGGCAAGCUUACUACAUGGGACCAUGGAGGAGCUGGAAAUUCGUUCCUGAUGAGAGGAAAGAUAAGUGGUGGCAUACUUUUGUGCAAAACUACUACUGGGAGGCUCGGUUUAAUGAUACUGUCUACAACAAAUGGAAAGAGCACACACAAACUACGAUUUGUGGCAAAAUUAGCAAGAAGAAGAGAGAAAACCAGAAGCCCAAGUACAUAAGUGAAGCUGACUGGACCACUCUGCUGGAGUAUUGGUCAACUGAACCGGCAAUCAAGAAGAGCAAGGAUGCAGCUAAAUACCGCACAUCAAACCCGGAUGGAAAAGGAAUGCACAAGCAUUGUGCAGGUCCUCAAAGUUUUUUGAUGAUCGAGUAUGAUAUGAUGGUGGAGUCUGGUCUUGAUGAACCACCACCUUACACAGAGCUUGUGCGAAAGACACACACACGAGAUGGAAGUUUCAUUGAUGGUCGAGCCGAGUCUCUUGUCCUUGAAGUAGAGGAAGCCGUAGCACAGAUGGCAACUGAUUCUAUCAGCCAAACCACCUCAACCGCUGCAACUCCUUCUCGCCUUCUCCUUAACCAAGAAAUUUCUCAAGGUAAGAUAAGCCGAGGGCGAGUUUAUGGAAUCGGCAGUGUGCAGCAAAAGGAUUUCAUCCCCACUGCGUCAGUCCAUGCAUCUCUUCAACGCAGCUUGGAUAUGGGCAUGCACAUCUCCAAUGUGGAGACUCAUUCUGAAGCUGUCGUCAACAAUGUUGAAUCUCUGAAGUCAGAGAUGACUGAACUCAAGGAAAACAUGGUGGCGAUGAAGGAUGAGAUGAAGGAGGAGCUAGUGGCCACAAGAGCCGCACUUUUUUCAUUCCUAGAAAAGUUUGGAGUCACUCAACCUCCUGCUGCUGCGCCUACACCAUCUGCUCCUGCUGCUGCGCCUACACCAUCUGCUCCUGCUGCUGUGCCUAGACCUUCAACACCUUCAGCUGCUGUCUCUAAUGCUACACUUACAGUGAUUAAAGAUAAUCAAGCUAUGCUAGAUAAGUGGUGUGCAGCUUAUUUAGGACAC